GCCCAGGGGCCCUAUUCUUGAAUCGUUUUCAUGAAACUCGCAUGCGAAAUUCAAUGCUUUUCAAAUAGAAAGUCGCAUACGAAAAUCAUUAGGGCAGGCUCGAGAAUACGGUCCCAGGCGCUCGCUGCAGAUACUCGAAGGAGAGGGGAAAGGUCGGGAUAGAUCGAGGAUAGUCGAGGUCUUUUCUCGCUUAGUUGUUGAAGACUGCGGACGUAUAGUCGAGUGCGGUAUGUUGUAUAUUGUUUAUUCGAGAUCGUAAAUACGCUCAGGGAAAAGAUAGUUUCGCGAUACGCGAUUACUAUUAAAAGUCUUGACGCAGCGUACGAGUAAUUGAAUCCGAUAUUAACGUCGUAUUCCGAAGGAUCGAGAUUAUUUGUACCCCUAACAGCAAAUGUAUAUUCUGAGAAUGUUCAGAGGAUAUUGUAAAGGACCCAGGUAACGCCCGUGAACAGUUUGAUUCGUCAAUCGCUUACGCAUGAUCGUUCGUGAACCGAGUGUUAGUGCGCGACCUUGUCCGAGGACAUUGAUCAUUACUACGCAUAAAGCUGAGCAGCGGACAUUUUGUAUCUUGGUACGAGACAGGAAGGAAGGAAGUUAAGCAGCUUUCGACUUUCGAGUACAUCGUUGACUCUCAUACGUUCUACACUCACACGAUAAACUUAGUGGCGACCGUUAUUUCAACUCAAAACAGACAAUAUGACAACCCACAAUAAAUCUUCAUAUUGCGAGAGUUGUAGUCGAUAUCCCUAUAUCGGCAGAGUAUCCGUAAGAGAAAAGGAUAGUGUUGACUUCAUCUAUCAAUUUGUGAAGAAAAUAUUUGUUGCCGUGGAGCACAGGAGUUAUAGCAUAUUACGUACUGCCCCUGACAUAAUUGGGCCACCCAAAUUUCCAAAUUUGGACGGACAACUUCAUUUAAUAACCCCGACGUUAAAGGAUACUGGUGUUUCAAUAUCUCCGUGGCAAAACAAAGCUGUCACGAGACCCAUAUCAUUCGAUUAUAAUGUGACAGAAAGAUAUAUUGAUAUCGAGUUUCAUGAAGCUGUAUAUCCAGUCAGAGUCUGUAUUUACGAAAUAUUUAAUCCUGGAAGCGUAAUUCAAAUUUUGGCUCGAGAUUUCAAUAAACACUGGAUUCAGUUGUGGGAUGAAUCGUCUCAGAUUGUACCCCCGCAAUCAAGAUUAUUUUCUCCACCGUUGUCGCAUCCGUGCAACUUCCCAACCAAAAUGCUCAGACUAGUGUUUAAGGGCAGUUCAGAUAAAACUUGGACAAAACUGGAUGCUGUGAUGCUUAUCGGUACAUCAGAUUUGAUCCUUUCUAGAAAUCCUAACGAGAGUUUAAGUAAUCUGUUGAAAAGAAUUAACAGCAUCUACUCUUCACACCACGACGAUGUUCAUAAUUUAACAGCAGAUUCAAAAAGUGCACACUUGGAUAUAGUUCAUCUGCAACGAAAUUUUCCUGAAUAUUGUGUUAUUUAUAAAAGGGGAUGGAGUGUCGGCCGAACUUUUUCGAUGUCGACAAUAUUAACAUUUUUUAUUUCGUUAUGUGUAUUUGUUAGCUGUAUUGUUCUGUUUUGUUCUGUAUUUUGUUUUCCGUAUUUGUCUUUGUCUAACGAAAUAACAUCUGUCCUUGUUCGAUACCUGGGCCAUCUCCACUUACUAACCUGCGUGUAUAUUUUUGUGGAAAAUAUAUACGAUUUCUUUGAAGCCCAGAUUUUUUUUCCGGGCUUUCAAUCUCAAUUUCAAAGCGACAUAAGAAGGAUUUCGUAUAAGAAUAAUUUGAAGCACAAAAAGGUAUAUCAGGAGGUAAUCCCUGGUUAUGAGCAUCCUCUUGAUCAGAGAUAUCCGCGUCGUAUUUUAUUGAAAAGUAAUUCGACUUGUGCCAAGAGUAUGAAACUCUCAUCGGAUGAAUCCAAGGAGCUAUCACGUUGCAGUUUAUCUGCGCUUCCUAAUGAAAUACUACUAAAAAUAUUUAAAUACUUAGAUGUAGUAACAUUAUGCCGCAUGAAUGAAGUAAAUAAUAGGCGCUUUGAUAGUUUAUCACGGGAUCCUCUAUUCUAUACACGUUUGAAUAUGCGAUAUAUUAGCUCUGACAAAUAUAUGUGCGAUAUAUUUUGUUAUAUUACACCUAGAUGUAAAUAUUUGCAACAAUUAGAUCUUACAGGAUGCAACUUUGAUGUUAAUGAUUUCGUAAACUUUCUUGAUAAUUGCGGCAGGCGUUUAACGCAUUUAAGAUUAAGUAACUGCAACGAUGGAGAAUGUUUAAAUCCUGUCCUACUUAAAACUUUAGAGACAUGCAAAAAUUUGAAAGAAUUGGAUCUAAGUGAUUCUGGCAUAGACGACGAAGGAUUUUCGUAUCUCGAGGGGCUAAAUAAUUUGGAACACUUAAACCUUUCUCAUACUGGUAUAACAACCGAACGUCUUUGCAAAAUACUGCAAAAUAAUCAACGGAUUCGUCAGUUAUCGGCAGGCUUUGAAGACUUUAUAGAUGAUGCAGUUCUAAUAGAGUUGGAAAAUUCGUGUCAUGACUUGGAAGUCAUAGAUUCAUUACUGUGCGCACGUCGUCUUACAUCUGAGGGUAUUAAUGCUCUCGCUAACUGUAAGAAAUUACAAAUAGUGAAAGUUGAUCUAUGCGGACGCUAUACUGAUGAUUUGCGUGAAAUCAUUCAUCACAUGAAUAAUAGCUUAAUUGGAUUACUUCCCUUUUAUCAAAACUUGCAAGAAGUUUAUUUGUACUGCACUGUCCUCAAUGUUUACCGGUUGGAAUUACUAGCGCAGUGCAAAAACUUAAAAAAGUUAUGUUUUUAUAACGUAGAACUACAAUGUAUAUCUGAUAGAUGUAACGUUAUUUUUGAACAAUGUUCUAAACUGCAGACGAUUUAUUUCGAUUUUUCUGAUAUAAAUGAAUUGGUUAAUCGAUUGGUUAAUCGAUUGAUUAAUCGAUGGAAGGAAAGAUAUCCGCACGUGUCCGUCUAUACCCAGAUAAUAAAAUGCCCGCAAAGUGAGCUCACGACGCGUGCACGUCGUGCGGGUCAUUUGCACGGCGAGAACUCAUGGGACUAGACAGAUGCGUCCUCAAAUGAUGCUCAUAUGACUCGCACGCGUGAGUGCCGCAUGCAUGCGGAUCAUAUGAGCAUCAAUUGCUCUCACCUUGUACCCUACUUUUUAAUAUAUAUGUAAUAUGUACUAUUGCAGUUAUAAAAACGUUAAAUUAAAGAA
This is a messenger RNA of Temnothorax curvispinosus, 3213 nucleotides long. RefSeq names its product F-box/LRR-repeat protein 4-like. Bases 697 to 3057 code for a protein of 786 amino acids. Gene Ontology annotation, cellular component: SCF ubiquitin ligase complex. Gene Ontology annotation, biological process: SCF-dependent proteasomal ubiquitin-dependent protein catabolic process. The transcript has 10 exons. The record is from RefSeq and is a predicted model, not a curated record. NCBI's taxonomy places the organism in Eukaryota, Metazoa, Arthropoda, Insecta, Hymenoptera, Formicidae. Gene Ontology annotation, molecular function: protein binding.